Messenger RNA from Bicyclus anynana (squinting bush brown), 6906 nucleotides. Its product is annotated as DAZ-associated protein 2-like. Bases 135 to 665 code for a protein of 176 amino acids. The record is from RefSeq and is a predicted model, not a curated record. NCBI's taxonomy places the organism in Eukaryota, Metazoa, Arthropoda, Insecta, Lepidoptera, Nymphalidae. The transcript has 6 exons.
CUAGUGUCGUUACAAGAAUCGAAGAAGCUCAUCUGCGACUGCGUUCUUUUAAUUAUCGCGAAAUAUCUUGCAAUUUAGAAAAAUCGUAAUACUAGUGUUAAUAUUACAUUUGUAAAUUCGUUGUAUUUGUUAUUAUGGCAGACAAAAAAGUGACCCCGCCGCUGGGCGCCUACCCGCAGCCGCAGCCCCCGCAGGGACCCUUCCUGCCGGCGCCACCGCACCAGGCCGCACCGCAGUAUGGAGUUGCAGGCGGGUCUCCAUAUGGCGUGACGUUCGGCGGAGCGAGCGCGGGCGCAGGCGGCAUGUACGCACCGCCGCCAUAUGACCAGCUUCAGCACCAUCAGGCUAUCCCAGCGCUUAGCCAGCAACUACCGUACCCACAAAAUGUAUCGCAGAUGUACAGCCCAGCGGCCGCCAUGUACGCGGCGGCGGCCGGCUACCCCGGCUACAUCGGCUACCCCGUGCAGUACUACCCGUACUACCAGACCAUCCAGCAGCCCUCCAUACAGCCUCUGCGCCCAACCAUCAUGAUACCGAACGGCUUCGAAGCUGGCGGUCGGUUCGAGGGGCUCGCGCAGACGCUGCUGCCGCCCGCGCCGCCCGGCGUGCCGCCGUCCCCCGCGCACCUCGCCGCUCUACAGCCGCACCAAGUGCUGUGGCGUUAAAAGUACGAGAGGUCGCAAGGCAGCGGUGACCAUUGACCGGCGGACGGCACUCCAACCUCGUCUAUACUGUCACCAAAACAUCGUAAUGAUCGAAUUGGGGUAACACUCAUAUAACAUAACUAUCCUAUUUAGAGCAACUCUAACUUGUAAUUAACAAUAAAAAAAAAUUAAACGCAAUUGCUGCCGCAAUAUCAAAAUAUUACGUAUUUUUAAAACAAAUACAUAGUGUUCUUAGGCGAUCACAACAUAUUUAAUGUUAUUUGUAAGACAAGCGUACAGAAUUAUUGUACUUUAUUUAAUUAUUAUAUAUUCUAUAAUAAUUUCACGAUUAGUACAAUGACUAAUUAUGAUACUUGUGUAUGAAAUUUAUAAUUUUUCUUUUUCGCAUUUGUAACGUAAAGUGAUUGUGAUUUUGUUUAGAUUGAAGAAACUAUUCCUGAUUAUUUGUAAAUCAGAUAUAAGUUAUAACGUGCAAUUCAUACGUAUAUGAAAACUUUGACCACAAACUUCUAAACUAAUUAUUUUCAUGAAAAUAAUGAUUAAAAUUUACUAUUCUUAUCUAGUGCGUAUCCUGAUCACACGCACUAUGAACGCUACUGGUGAAAAUGUAAGAAUUCCGUAUGAAAUAGCACUGUAUGUAACAAUAUUCAUAAAAUAAUCGUGUAAAUCCAGAGCAUUCACUAACUCAAUGGCUUUAACACUACUAAAAUAGCUAUCGAACUUAUUUGACAUUUAUUCCAGUGAGAAAUAUAGUUUUUGUCAAAUAUCAAAAAUAUUGAUUUUUGUAAGUCACUGGGUUUGCAAAUAGCUCUGCAGUUUUUACAGUGUGAAAGUUUUAUAUCGUAUUCUUGUAUUUUUAUAAUACAUGUAUAUAUGAUUGCAUAUUCAUUUCAUACUAUUGAAAACGCCACUAUGUAACGCCUUUAUUUUGUGACAAAUGUUUGUUUGCAUUUCUCUUUAUAAUAUACAUAGUUUGAUUAACUAAUAUAUAUAUUUAUGUUGCGUGUAAAAAAUCAAUAUUCUGCAUUUAUUAUUGUUUCAUUCAAAGUUUAUGGUCUUUGAAUGUAAUGAACAAAAAUAAUGUAAGUUUCUAGUAUGUUUUCUUCAUUAUCGUGCCCAGAAACAAUGAACUUCUUCAAUGAAUUUUAAUAAUGUAAUAACAAAAAAUCUAAAAAAAUAUUGUCCAUUUUUUAUUUAAAUGAAACUUUAAAAUUUAAAUGAAGUUCUCUAAAUAAACUUCAGAUUAAGUCUGAGUAUAUAAAGGGCAAAACUCACUUUAUAAAAUUAUCUCCAAAGAUGACCCUAUUUCAAAUAUAUACCUCGAUAUGUAGAUCAUUACAAUUGUGAAUGUAAAAAGACGAUUUAAAAUGCGUUCCGUCGGUGAAUAUCAAACUUAGCCGGUUUAUAUUGACUGUGAUGUGUUAGAUAAUGUUCGCCACUUGACCGACUUAAUAAAAAAUUGGUCGUGUAUUUGCUCUCUAUUAUGAAUCGUGCCUUUGUAUCAAAAUUGGCAUCAAAAUUUCUUGCCCAAUGAUGAAUUUUGAAAAUAACCUUUUUUCUCGAAUACAAUUUGUAUGGUUUUGUUUUUAUAUCCUGUAUCAGUGAUAGUGAUUGACAUUCCAUUCAGAAAAUAUAUUUGACUGUACACGAAACACACAUGUGUUUAAUGAAAUCAUGUAUUUUUUUUUUAUUCUAUUACAUAUUUCAAAACGUAAUAUUAAACUGUCACAAGAUAUAAUAAACAUUUUUUUAUUCAGUGAUUCUAAAUAAAAAAACUUCUCAUGUGAUGACUUCAUUCAAUAAUGUAAUAAUUAAUUUUAUUUAUUAAAUGUAAAUCAUUUAAAGUUUAAAAUCACUUCAUUAAAAUAAGUAAACUCAUUUAAAGCAAAAACGAAUUCAUUAUAAGUGAAAUAAAACAAUUUAAAGCAAAAAAACGACUUCAUUUAAAGUCAGUAAACUCAUUUGUAACAAUAAUGACUUCAUUUAUUGUAAAAAUGAGGUCGUUUAUACAAGUGGCUAACAUUAGGAAGGCCGAGACAAGACACGUCUCAGAAUAGUAUUAUAGCGAUUUCGCUCUACGACUAGUAUAUUAUAAUAAAUAUAAUUUUAUGCUGUUUGUGUUAUUCAAUCACUUGUUGUAGCUCUUAUUACACCCCCAUAGUAACUUACUUAACAUUAAGUGUCAAAAACUGAUCUCAUGAUGUAUUUCGUAACUGAUGGACACUAAUGACAGUAACUUUCAGAGAGUGCAAUCUAACUCAUGAUUAUUGCCGUCUAGCUUAAUAUCUCUACUACAAUAAUUAUGAAUAAUUUUUGACGUCUUGAACAGCAGUUAUGAGUUUGUUACGAUUUAUACCGAAAAUGUUAAGUAUGGUAUCUCAAAUUAUAAAUUAAAAUUAAGCAUUUAAAUGUUCUUUUAUAAAUAUGUAUUUUAAUAAUAAUUCAUUGAAAAAAUACUACAUAUCAAUAUCCCUGUCAAAUAAAGUCAGUUUAUUAAUACAAAAAAAAUAGUUUAUCGACUGAACUACAUAAAUUAUCGUUGAUAAUUACAGUUGCUUGUGUAAAAAAAUUUUUACAAGCAGAAGUUGUCUGCAAAAUUAUAUAAUUCUCAUUAUAAACUGUCAUAAAUGAAUUGUUCAGAAAUAUGAAAAUGACUUCAUUUAAAUAAAAAAUUACUUCAUAUAUUUGAUAUAAAUGUAAUUGUAUUACUGUAAAAUAGUAAACAGUAACUGAAUAAAAAGCGCCACUGUGAACUUCACUUACUAAUUCAUUUAUUUUAAAAAUGUAAUUGUGGUUAAUAAUUACAUUUUUAAAAUAAAUGUAAUAAAAUUAUAAAAAAAAAACCAUGAAUUAAAAUUUUGCUAUUACUCUAAACUACUAAAAUCAAAUGGGAUUAUUGCUAUUCCGAGUCACAAAAAUCCAAAAAUCAAUUCACAAACAGCAUAAAAUUGUCAAAACAUUUAGCCGUAAUUAUAUAAUUGAGAAAAAAGUUUACUGUGGUUGUGCGUGACAGUGUGUGUGCGAGCGACACUCGGGGGGGGCUGCUGACGUCACAUGUGUUAAGGCAAAUCGUAUUGCUUUAUACACCUAUCAGCCUAAGGGUUCAUUUACACGAGUAAAAGUAUUGCACGCGAUUUGUGCGAGUAAAAUAUCUUGUGUUACCAGUAAAAUACACAAUGUAUUUGUGAUUUGUCCCUCUCAAUGCACGUUUGAAUUUUCUAAUAAGAUUCGCAAUGAAUGCGCCCUCUGAAAAGGGUUCAAAUUCCAAAAGAACAGUUUCUAGAGUUAUGAACUGUCUCUUUCUAAUUAGCUAGAGAUAUUUUCCUUCUUGUAGUUGUAAGAAUCUACGAGAAGGAAAAUAUCUCUUCUAAUCUCUUCCUUUGUAACUUAACUUUUAGCCCUCAUUCGCACGAGAUCUUUUUAAAAAAAGCGUUUAAGUACAACAAAUGCAUUCCCAAGCACACGACAACGUUUUUAAAACACGACGUUUUUUCGAGCUGUGUUGCUGUUACAAUUUUGGGCGUUGGAAAUAGACCUUCAUUUAACUUCAUACUAUAUUUCAACUUUUUUAACGUCCGUUAAAAAACUCUCGUGCGAAUGAGGGCUUACUGUAUGUUAAGGGGUAUACGAUUCAUUUUAAAUUAACAUGUGCGGCGUUACGUGAUAGGGUAAACAAGCGCUCCCGACCAGUUAUUCUGUUUGAUUAUAUUAUAUAUUGUGUAUUUGUAGUGUUAAUUCUGAACCCAUUCUGCCAUUUAGAUUUCUUAAAUCCAUACAUUUAAUCUACAGAUUAUAUAAAUUACCCAAACUACAUUCGACUAAUUAAUUUCUGGGUAUAUUUAUUAACGUCUCAGUCUCGUAUGGUUCGGAAAUUAUACAAAACUAGAUGCACAGUGGGUUCCAUUAUAUAUUUUCUGUUGAGUAAUGGAUUUCAUUGAAUGUAUUAACUAGAAGUGAAAGUAAUAGGAAUAAUGCAUUAUGAACUUGCAAAUGAAUAAAAAUUUCAGAUUUGACGGAAAUAUGGAAUGUGUUUCUCCAAAAAUAUGAAACAAUUAAAUUUAAUAUCAUUUACAAUAUUUAUUGUAAUGAGAUAUAGUCACUGAUGGCGUUAAAGUUUAUGUAUUAUUUACUUCUAUUAUUGAGCCAUGCUUGAAUUUUAAAUAAAUUUUUACACCUGUGGCUAGAAUUGGUAAAGUCAAACUUGCGUUUUAAGUCUAAUUUAGACAGCAUUUUGAGUUUUUUGGUUAUCAUAAUGCCUGAGGUUUAUAUUGAAUGUUUUACUUUAAAAAACAUUUAGAAUGAAAUCUGUUUGUUUUAAAGUAUAGCUUGUGGGUGAGACGGAAUCUCAACGCGCUAAGCGUUAUUAUAACUUGUUGUUUUCUCUGGUUAUGUGUAGAAACGACAUUUAAAAUCGCGAAUGUUAAUUUUAGCUAAUACUCGGUAAAAUAUUUCAUUCUGUCCAAAUAUAUAUAUUUUUUUUGGAUUAAGUUUGGACAGUAUUUGAAAAAACAGAAUUAUCUGUUAAUAUAUAUUUGGAAAAUUACAAAAUAUUAUUUUACAUUUGCGUAUUUGAAUGGCGAACGAUAAAUGUGUUGGAAGAUGUGAUGUGGUGUGUAAAAAUUGCAUUUAAAACCGCGAAUGUUAAAUUUAGCUAUUAAUCAAUUAAACGUGCAAUUUAUUCUUUUUUUAGACAGAAUUUUAACUAUUUUAAUAACAGAUUUGACUGUUAGUGGGUAUGCAUUUAAAAAACAUUACAUUCUCGUAUUUAAAUGCCGAGCGAUAAAUGUGUUGGAUUAUGUAAUGAAUAUUCUGAAAACAUUCGUGAUUUAACGAUUAUAAUUUACAGACCGAGUGUCACUUCUUUAUUUUAAAAAUGCAUUUUAUAUGCAACGAUAUUUUAUUAUAGAUAUGUUACGUCCCUACAAAAUCACCGUGUAUCCAAAUUUAACUACUUCACUGAGCGCACACAUGCACAGUUUUGUGUCUACUUACAACAAUAUAUGUUUACGUAUAUAUACAUAUUGUUGUAAAUACACUACAACAAUAUGUUUACGUAUAUAUACGUAAACAUAUAUUGUUGUAGUUUUUGCACUUCUAAACACAACUCGAUAUUGUAGAUUUGGUAUCACUUGUUUAAAUAACUUUCGUUGUUUAAUAAGCGACUAAAUAAAAUUAAGGCAAUUAUGUACAUUUGUCCGCCUCAGUUGAUGAUGCAAGUGCCCUAUCUCUAGUAUAAAAUAUCGUUGUUUUAUAUGUCACGAAAAUGUUAUGAAAAUUUAUGACAAGGCCAAAUCAAUUGUGUACAAAUUGUGACCACUUUGGUCUUGUUCAUUUUAGCAUUAACAAGGAGCCGUAUCACGAAUGAAAUUAGAAUAUUCAUUAACAUGUUCCAUAUAUACUCAGGGGCACAAUUAUCCGCCCACUUUAAUACACUCGUGUCUUAUUAACAAGGGCGGAUAAUUGUGCCUCUGAGUAUAUUGUUAAGAGAUGGAAAUGUUUUUUUUUUUUAUAAAAUGAGCUGAUUAUAAGUGUAAACGUCUCAAUGAUGAGAUUGCAAUUUGAUUGUAUUUUUGUUAGUGUUUUCAACCCUAUUGCAUAUUUUAAAUAAAUGUUUACAACACUGAAUCUCUAUAAAAUAUUUGUAUUUUGUGACGAAAGUUUUGACUCAACACUAGAUCUGUCUACUAACCACUACUGAAUAAAACUAUUCAAAAUCCAUGCAUAUAGGGUUGAAAAACGCACAUCUGUAGAGAAAAAAAAAUACCAAGAAACAUGUAUUUGCUACAAAGGGACAGGCUAUAAAAAUGUCAUAUAGUCUGACUAUUUCCCGCAUUAUUGUCUUAACAUAAUGGGUGACUGUUAUUAUUUUUUUAUUCUACAUUCUUAUACAUGGUGUUUCUGUUAUGACUUCAUUAGGCAGAUAAAGCACGUUUUACACAGACAGGGAGCGUCUGCGGCUUUUAAAAAUGCAAUAAGGUUGAUCGAUGUCUGUACAAUGAAUAGUUUAUUAAAACAGUCUAAUGGUUAUAUUAAUUUGAAAGUUUAAUCAAUAAACAUAUAUCUGAACAACAUACUUUUAUUUUAUUAAAAAAUAUCGAACCCUGGCUAUUAAAAUAAAUAUAUCAAAGCACAUUCAAAAUAAUUGAAUAGUUGGUGUUGAAAUAUAACAGAAAUGGUUGUCAACCAAAAUUAAUAUGUUGUAUAAAGUAAUUUUCAUAAUGAUAUAAGUUAUAUUGUGUGG